UAGUUGGUAAAGAAAAAUGGUGCUAGAAUUGCUAGACUUUCGUGUGUGAGUGAGUUCGUAAGUAGUGACAAGGGCUCCUAUGUUAGAAAAUAAUUUCACAAAUACAGAAUUAACCUGUACUGGCAUGCCAGUUGUUGGGUUUUUUUCCCAAUUUGUUCUACAACAGGUCUUGCAAACAGUAGUACUUUAAAUGUGGCUUGUAGCAAAUGUGUUCUUUUUAUCAUGGCCUCUUCCAAGUGCGUGUGUUUUCUAAGAAAUUCAUCCCAGACCAGUACUUACAUUCACACGACCUAGAAAGAGGCAUGAACAUCUGAAGCUAUCUUGUCAGUAAGUGAAAAACAUAGUGUGUGAUUUUAGGCCAUACUAGGUAUUGUACUUUUUGUCUUGGAAGGGAACUCAGAUGUUUUAUUUUCAAUGUUACUGAUGAUAACUUACCAGAGAAUUUGGGUCCCUUCCUAACAGGCAACAAUCUGGAAAAAUAAACAGUUAACCACUUCAGAAACCUCACUAUGUGUGCAUGAAUUAGAAAUGACAAGCGUUCGGAUUGCACUGAAGGCAUCAAAACCAAAUGGAAAAGCUCACCUGAGUGACAUCCUCAAAUGAGAACCAUGAGACUGAGGGCCAGCCCCUUUGUGCCAACCCUGGAUGGAAUUGUGUCUCAUGGAACAAAUCCUGAAGAGUUGCAGAGAACAUGCAGCAGGUGUGUCUGAACCUUCCUUCAUUGCUAAAAGUGAAGAUCGUUUGUUUAAGCAUCUCUUUGAAGACUACCAGCGAUGGGUUCGGCCAGUGGAGCGCCUGAAUGACACCAUCAAAAUAAAGUUUGGCCUUGCAAUCUCUCAGCUAGUAGAUGUGGAUGAGAAAAAUCAACUGAUGACAACAAAUGUCUGGUUGAAACAGGAGUGGAUAGAUGUGAAAUUAAGGUGGAAUCCUGAAGACUAUGCUGGAAUAACAUCGAUUCGUGUCCCAUCAGAUUCUAUUUGGAUUCCAGAUAUCGUGCUGUAUGACAAUGCAGAUGGACGUUUUGAGGGAACGUCUACCAAAACUGUGGUAAAAUAUGAUGGCACCAUUGCUUGGACUCCACCAGCAAACUACAAAAGUUCUUGUACCAUUGAUGUAACCUUCUUCCCCUUUGACCUCCAGAACUGCUCUAUGAAAUUUGGUUCCUGGACUUAUGAUGGCUCACAGGUUGAUUUAAUUCUUGAAGACUACGAUGUUGACAAAAGAGACUUUUUUGAUAAUGGAGAAUGGGAGAUAGUGACUGCAACAGGAAGCAAAGGAAAUAGGACUGAUGGCUGCUGCUGGUAUCCUUUUGUUACAUAUUCCUUUAUAAUUAGACGUUUGCCACUGUUUUACACAUUGUUUCUCAUUAUCCCUUGCAUUGGGCUUUCAUUUCUAACUGUUCUUGUCUUCUAUCUUCCUUCAAAUGAAGGUGAAAAAAUUUCACUUUGCACUUCAGUACUGGUAUCUUUGACCGUUUUUCUUCUUGUUAUAGAAGAGAUCAUUCCAUCCUCUUCUAAAGUUAUCCCACUUAUAGGAGAGUACCUGGUGUUUACUAUGAUAUUUGUGACAUUGUCCAUCGUAAUAACUGUCUUUGCUAUCAAUAUUCAUCAUCGCUCUUCAUCUACACACAAUGCUAUGGCACCUUGGGUUCGCAAGAUAUUUCUUCACAAACUGCCCAAGCUGCUUUGCAUGAGGAGUCAUGUAGAUAGAUACUUUGCUCAGAAGGAGGAAACAGGAAGUAUGAAUGGACCAGAAUCGUCAAGGAACACCUUGAAAGCAGCUCUGGAUUCUAUUCGCUAUAUUACAAGACAUGUUAUGAAGGAGAAUGAAGUUCGUGAGGUGGUUGAAGAUUGGAAAUUUAUUGCUCAGGUGCUUGAUCGAAUGUUCUUAUGGGCUUUUCUUCUGGUUUCAGUAAUUGGAUCACUUCUGUUAUUUAUUCCUGUUAUUCAUAAAUGGGCAAGUAUAAUAGUACCUACACAUAUAGGCAGUACAAAUGCAUAAAGGACUUGUAGGUCUGUCUUCUGCUAAUGUAGCUUUAGAGAGUUGUGCAGUAGCUCUGUUUCCACACACGUUCUUAGCAGGCAUGUUUCUGAUAGAGUACAAAAACACCCAAACCCAGAAAUUUAUAUUAGAGCAUGGCAUCCCUAGGAUAUGCAGAAGUCAGUUUGCUUGUUGCCAGUCUACUGAGCUUUUUCUAAAUUAGGUCACAAUUAAAAGGACCUUCUAAACAC
This is a messenger RNA of Pogoniulus pusillus (Red-fronted tinkerbird), 2231 nucleotides long. RefSeq names its product cholinergic receptor nicotinic alpha 5 subunit (gene CHRNA5). Lineage: Eukaryota; Metazoa; Chordata; Aves; Piciformes; Lybiidae. The record is from RefSeq and is a predicted model, not a curated record. Bases 646 to 2001 code for a protein of 451 amino acids. Gene Ontology annotation, biological process: regulation of membrane potential; nervous system process; response to nicotine. The transcript has 8 exons. Gene Ontology annotation, molecular function: acetylcholine receptor activity; acetylcholine-gated monoatomic cation-selective channel activity. Gene Ontology annotation, cellular component: synapse; plasma membrane; postsynaptic membrane.